Molecule: messenger RNA, 867 nt
Organism: Entelurus aequoreus (snake pipefish)
Lineage: Eukaryota; Metazoa; Chordata; Actinopteri; Syngnathiformes; Syngnathidae
Product: troponin I, fast skeletal muscle-like
Exons: 6
Coding region: 111-635 (174 amino acids)
Biological process (GO): muscle contraction
Cellular component (GO): troponin complex
Source: RefSeq, a predicted model, not a curated record
GGAGCUGCAGCGUUCCUGUUUGCUGUUAAAGCUCGAACACGCUCACCGACAUCGCCACGCUCGCCCGACACGACCACAUCAACAGAUAACGUCCACAUCAAGCAGCCAUCAUGGCCACUGAGAAGCGACUGUCGGCCAGACGCAAGCACCAACUGAAGAGUUGCAUGCUGGUGGUCGCCAACAACCUGCUGGAGGCCGAGGCCACGGAGAAGGUCGGCGAGCGGGAGAGGUUCCUGUCGGACAAGUGUCCUACUUUGGAUCUGCCACACAGCGGCAACGAGCUGAGGGAGCUGUGCCAGAAGCUCCACGAGCAGCUGGACAUGAGCGAGGAGGAGCGCUACAGUCUGGAGUUCAAGCUCAACAUGGUGGUGAGCGAGGUGCGGGACCUCAACAUCAAGAUCGUGGACAUGAGGGGCAAGUUCAAGCGCCCUCGCCUGAAGAAGGUGCGCAUGUCUGCGGACGCCAUGUUGAAGGCUCUGCUGGGCUCCAAGCACACGGUCAACAUGGACCUGAGGGCCAACCUCAAGCAGGUCAAGAAGGAGGUCAAAGAGGAGGACAAGCAGCUGCGCGACGUGGGCGACUGGCGUAAGAACAUCGAGGACAAGUCGGACAGGAAGAAGAUGUUCGACAGUUAAAUACCUCCUCAGGUGUCCAAGCACAAGAGUUUUAGCACUUCCAACCUAGCCAAGGAAUCUUCUAGAAGGUUCCGAUGGAGCACAGUAAGUCCAAGAAUAGUCUCUAGCUUCUUAGCGACCGUGCUAAAGUGCUAAAACUCUUCUGCUUGAGACACGGUACUUUUUGUCUCCACGCUAAUGUACAUUUGUGUCCAACCUGUGCAUUCAUGACGAAUAAACGCAACUGACAUGC